GUGGGUGUGGCUCUGUGUUGACAGUAUCGCUGUCACAUGACGGAUCCGUUUGAUAACCCGGAAGUGAGAGGGCGGUGCUCUGCACACGACUGGUGGAACAAAACAAGUAUCCACCAUGACAGCCAUCAAGCAUGCUCUCCAGAGAGACAUCUUCACUCCCAAUGAUGAGCGGCUCCUGGGUAUAGUCAAUGUUUGCAAGGCAGGAAAAAAGAAGAAGAACUGCUUCUUGUGUGCAACAGUUAGCACAGAGAGACCUGUCCAGGUGAAAGUGGUGAAAGUGAAGAAAUCAGACAAGGGGGACUUUUACAAGCGACAGCAGACCUGGGAGCUGCGAGAUCUGACUGAAGUAGAUGCCAAAGAUGCAAACAAGGAAAACCCUGAGUUUGACCUUCAUUUCGAGAAGGUAUACCGGUGGCUGGCCAGUAGCACAGCUGAAAAAAACUCCUUCAUUUCCUGCAUCUGGAAGCUGAACCAGCGUUAUCUGAGGAAGAAGGUGGAGUUUGUGAAUGUCAGUUCUCAGCUGCUGGAAGAACUUCCUAAAGCGGAAGAGUCAGUUCCUAGUGGUGAGAGCCAGAGUGUUGCAGGGGGUGAUGAAGAUGCUUUGGAUGAUUACCAAGAACUCAAUACUCGUGAGGAGCAGGACAUCGAGGGCAUGAUGGAGGUGUGCGAGUAUGCCAUCUCCAAUGCUGAGGCUUUUGCGGAGCAGCUCUCCAAGGAGCUGCAGGUUUUAGAUGGGGCUAACAUCCAGUCCAUCAUGGCAUCAGAGAAGCAGGUCAAUAUCUUGAUGCAGCUGCUGGAUGAGGCACUGGGAGAGGUGGACACUAUUGAGGGGAAGCUGAGCAGCUAUGAGGAAAUGCUGCAGAGCGUCAAAGACCAGAUGGACCAGAUCUCCCAGAGCAAUCGCCUUAUCCAGAUCAGCAGCACCAACAAUGGCAAACUACUGGAUGAGAUCCAGUUCUUAGUGAAUUACAUGGACCUGUCAAAAGGCCACAUCAGGGCUUUACAGGAUGGGGACCUGACGUCCCCAAAAGGUAUUGAGGCCUGCAUCAACGCCUCUGAAGCUCUUCUGCAGUGCAUGAACGUGGCCUUGCGACCAGGCCACGACAAGCUCUCGGCUGUGAAGCAGCAACAGCUCCUGUUUGCAGACCUGAGAGACACCUUUGCUCGUCGCCUCACCAAUCAUCUCAACAAUGUGUUUGUUCACCAGUUCAACCACUUCAGUCACUUCAAAAUGACCAUCCCUCAGUUCUAUAGGUCUUCCUGUCUAUCACUUCCAGGCCAUGACCAGAGUUCCACUCUGUCCCAGCACACAGCAGAACUGACUCUGCCCAAACACAAUCCCCUCCACAGGGACCUGUUGCGUUACUCCAAGCUCAUGGAGUGGCUGAAGAACACCCACAGGGAGAAGUAUGAGGGCCUGUCACGGACCUAUGUCGACUAUAUGAGUAGACUUUAUGAAAGGGAAAUCAAAGAUUUCUUUGAGAUUGCCAAGAUAAAGAUGGCGGGUACAACCAAGGAGGCGAAGGGCAAGUUUGCCACGCUUCCGCGGAAAGAAAGUGCACUCAAACAGGAAACAGAAAGCCUUCAUGGCAGCUCUGGGAAGCUGACGGGCUCUACCUCAAGCCUGAACAAGCUGACAGUGCAGGGCUCCAACAGCCGACGUUCACAGUCCUCGUCACUGUUGGACAUGGGCAACAUGUCUGCUUCUGAUCUGGAUGUUGCAGACAGGACCAAGUUUGACAAGAUAUUUGAGCAAGUCCUCAGUGAGCUGGAGCCUCUUUGUCUCGCAGAACAAGACUUCAUCAGCAAGUUCUUUAAACUGCAGCAGCACUUGACAGUUACACCGCCGCUUGCUCAGCCUGAAGCAGAGGAAACGGAUGGAGGAAUGUCGUCAAGAGUGCCUCCCCAGGCAGAACACAGACACUCCUUUUCGUCAGAGAAAGACCUAGUGCGGCUGAUGAUGAAUAAAAUCUUCCAGAGCAUCGAGACUGAGCUCAACAGUCUCAUUGCACUGGGUGACAAGAUUGACAGUUUCAAUUCUCUCUAUAUGCUGGUGAAAAUGAGUCACCAUGUUUGGACAGCGGAGAAUGUUGACCCAGCCUCAUACCUCAGCACUACGCUGGGAAAUGUACUGGUCACUGUUAAGAGGAACUUUGACAAAUGCAUAUCUGGUCAGAUCAGACAAAUGGAGGAAGAGAAGAUUUCAAAGAAAAGCAAAGUCGGUAUCCUACCAUUUGUUACCAGGUUUGAGGAGUUUGCUGAGCUGGCUGAAACAAUCUUCCGUAACGCAGAGCGGCGCGGGGAUCUGGACAAAGCCUAUGUCAAACUUAUCAGGGCUGUUUUUAUGAAUGUGGAGAAGGUAGCAAAUGAAAGCCAGAAGACUCCACGGGAUGUUGUGAUGAUGGAGAAUUUCCACCACAUUUUCUCGACACUGUCACGUCUAAAGAUCUCUUGCCUGGACACGGAGAGACGAGAGGCUAAACACAAAUACACAGACCACCUGCAGUCCUAUGUAAUCAACUCCCUGGGCCAGCCUCUGGAAAAACUCAACCAUUUCUUUGAAGGAGUUGAGGCACGUGUAGCCCAGGGUGUUCGUGAGGAGGAGGUGAGCUACCAGCUGGCCUUCAACAAACAAGAACUACGCAAAGUUAUUAAAGAGUAUCCAGGCAAAGAGGUGAAAAAGGGUCUUGACAACCUUUACAAGAAGGUGGACAAACAUCUGUGUGAGGAGGAGAGUCUGCUACAGGUGGUGUGGCACUCCAUGCAAGACGAGUUUAUCCGCCAGUACAAGCACUUUGAAGAUUUGAUUGGUAGAUGCUAUCCAGGAUCUGGAAUCACCAUGGAGUUUACCAUACAGGACAUGCUGGAGUACUUCUCCAGCAUUGCUCAGUCUCAUUAGUCGAGCUGCUAUGCACUAUUAGUUUUUGAUUCACUACUGCCUCACACUGGCUGAAAAUAUACAAGCUGCUCUUUACUGCUUUUUAGGACAACAAACCAUUUCCUCUAUGUGUCUGUGUGUAUUUUAAUGACAUUUGUACAUUGGACAGUGUUGCAGAAUAAAUACAUCUGCAGCGAG
Molecule: messenger RNA, 3076 nt
Organism: Solea solea (common sole)
Lineage: Eukaryota; Metazoa; Chordata; Actinopteri; Pleuronectiformes; Soleidae
Gene: exoc1
Product: exocyst complex component 1
Exons: 21
Coding region: 116-2899 (927 amino acids)
Biological process (GO): Golgi to plasma membrane transport; exocytosis
Cellular component (GO): plasma membrane; exocyst
Molecular function (GO): phosphatidylinositol-4,5-bisphosphate binding
Source: RefSeq, a predicted model, not a curated record